Molecule: messenger RNA, 492 nt
Organism: Exophiala xenobiotica
Lineage: Eukaryota; Fungi; Ascomycota; Eurotiomycetes; Chaetothyriales; Herpotrichiellaceae
Exons: 1
Coding region: 1-492 (163 amino acids)
Source: RefSeq, a predicted model, not a curated record
AUGUCACUAGCCGCUGCUUCUGCCAGGCCCAAGUACGAGGUCGAAAUUGCUCCUAGGAGGAGGCAAAAAUUGAACCUCCUGCAAACCGCCUUUCUGGCUCAUAAAGCUCAGGACAAACUAUUCAAGGAGGCUGCAAAAGGUGACCAUGACCUCAGGCUCCUAGUCGGACAUGCAAGCAUGCUCAACUUUAUCACACUCGACCUCGCCAACGCCGAAAAAGAGCAGACGAGGUGGCUGAGCAGAUCGCCUCACAGUGCGCGAGGCGACGAGAAGCCCGAACAAGAGCACAUCGAGACCAUUGUGGAGGAUCCUGAAGGGGAGUGGGAAGCAAUGUACACCAAUAGCUUCGACGGAGAUUCAGAAUCCGACGAGGAGGAACAACUCAGAUCAACCACCGUCCCUACUCAUGAAAUCGACGCCAAUCUGGAGGGCUAUGGCGGGCCUUAUGCCGACAAUGCGCUGGAAAGGACUGCCACGAGAGACCACUACUAG